ACAAAAAAGAAAAUUUAACAACUAACUACUUGUUCAUAUUGCAUGAAAUGUGGGUUUUAAAAUUGCCAAGACUCUUGAUUUUGUAACAAUCAGGAGGGAAGUGAUGAACAUCACAUAUUGCAACACUUCCGAUAAUAUGAGUGUUCCCUAAAACGUAAAAGACAAGGAGGCAGCCCUAUUUGUAGCUGUAUAACCAUUGCAAUUGCAAGUCUUUCCAUCUUCUCUGAGCCUCAAGACUACGAUACAAAGAUAAAUGAGACAAAGAAGUUUUCAAAUAUAAGGAAGAAAAGAUGCUUGCUUGUCUUGGACUCAUCUUCAUGACACAGUGGCUGCUGCUGGUUGCCCAGAUGUAUGAUGAUUGGCAGUGCACAAACUGGGAGAUGUCAGAUUCACCCAUCCAAAAUUUGAUGCUGAAUUGGUGGAAAACAGAACUGAGUUGGAUCAGCACCAUGAAUUUCACUACAUACAGCUGUUCUAUGACAGUAUAUAAUAAUGUGGUCGAAAUACAGGAAAAGAAUACAAACUGCAUCUUUGGAAGAAAUCUAGCGUAUCCUCUGCACAACGGGGCAAACUUUUCAGUUAAAGCAGAGAGCACUAAUAGUACAUACUCAGUUACAUGCAAGUAUAUUCCUCAAGGCAUUAAUGGGUCAGCCAUUGAGAACUUCUCCUGUGUGAUUUAUGACAUUUCCCUCAUGAACUGCACUUGGCAGGCAGGCAGGAAUGCUCCAGGAGAUACCCAAUAUUUUCUCUACUGGCAGAACUCAAGAGAUGAUGAUGUAAUGGAAUGUGAGCUUUACAUUGAAGAUGAAAAUGGUAGACAUGUGGGAUGUAGAUUCAAAAACGUGAAGAUAGAGAAAUCUUAUUUUUUGGUGAAUGGGUCUAGCAAAAACUCCCUGAUCCAGUUCUACGACACAGAUAUUGACCUAUACACGAUUGUUUUGCUGUUAACUGGAGCUGUGUAUUUCUUUUGGAUGCAGUUUUUGUAUAAGCAAACAUCUCUGCCAGAUUGCACUAACCAUUUGAUUGACCUUGAAGCUGAUCCUGAGGAAAGAAUCAAAAACACAUCUAGAACGGAAAGAAUCAUCACAGGAAAUUCCUAUAUAUUUGACAGCUUCAAUGCAAAUGAAAGGUACAGCGUCAAAAUCAGAGCUACUAACAAUGACUGCUUAGUGAGCGAAAACUGGGGGGAAUGGAGUACACCUGUAGAGUUUGGAAGAGAACAACUGACAUCUAUUUCAUCAUACACAUUACUUCUGAUAUCAGCAAUAGCAGCAAGCCUCGUACUUUUCUUCUGCAUCAUAACCAUUUAUUUGAAAACAGUACCUGCUAUUGUACUACAGCCAAAAGAUCUGUUCCAUGAUAUCUCUCCAGUGAAUUUCCAGACAGAGAAUCAAUUCAUAAAGCAUGAAACUGAAGAAAUAAUAACAAUUAUUGAAGAAGCAGCAUAAUGGCAUGCAAGAGAAGAGAGUUUUCUUUUUUCAUGCAAAUGAUUAUAUAUGUACUUGUUGGCAUUAAUUUACAGGUUUUUUAUAUCCUCCCUCUUGUAAGCAGAUGUACCAGCAUUGCCUGAUCAGGCCAGUCUUCCAUAAUCUGUCAUUAAAAAAACUUUGUAUUA
This is a messenger RNA of Meleagris gallopavo (turkey), 1615 nucleotides long. RefSeq names its product granulocyte-macrophage colony-stimulating factor receptor subunit alpha-like. NCBI's taxonomy places the organism in Eukaryota, Metazoa, Chordata, Aves, Galliformes, Phasianidae. Gene Ontology annotation, biological process: cytokine-mediated signaling pathway. The record is from RefSeq and is a predicted model, not a curated record. Gene Ontology annotation, molecular function: protein binding; cytokine receptor activity. Gene Ontology annotation, cellular component: external side of plasma membrane; membrane.